Ectocarpus siliculosus is the source of this 195-nucleotide messenger RNA. The record is from the annotation of a GenBank genome assembly. Lineage: Eukaryota; Phaeophyceae; Ectocarpales; Ectocarpaceae.
AUGGUGUUUCAUCAUGUGCAGGUGCAGCCGACGCUGGACGACAAGGCCUCUUUCGCGGUCGUGCUCGUCAACCUCCUGCUCAUAGACACGGCCCGCGGCAUUUUCUUCCCGACUCUGUGGACCCACGUCAGCCAGCUCGGGGGAGACAAGAUCACCCUGGGGUACUGCGUCGGAGCGUUCAGUCUCGGGAGGUAA